Messenger RNA from Rhodofomes roseus, 1323 nucleotides. RefSeq lists its product as uncharacterized. Bases 1 to 1323 code for a protein of 440 amino acids. The transcript has 3 exons. Gene Ontology annotation, molecular function: protein binding. Lineage: Eukaryota; Fungi; Basidiomycota; Agaricomycetes; Polyporales; Fomitopsidaceae. The record is from RefSeq and is a predicted model, not a curated record.
AUGCGCCGUCCCCGCCUCUCUCGCGUCCUCGGCCGCCUCAGACGCAUCGUCGCCCGAGUCGCGCAUGGCCCGCGCGGACGCUGGCGCAUACCUAAAGUCACGCCCUUACCUGCGGACAUCGACCACGGUGUCCCCCAACUGCCCCUCGAUGUCUGGGAGUCCAUUCUCGGCUACCUCUGGAACGACCACCGCACGCUCGCCGCGUGUGCCCUCACCUGCCGGGCCUUCCACCCGAUCGUGCGGCACCACGUCUUCAACACCGUCCACCUCACGCACGCCCCAGGUUACUCCGAGUACUCCCGCUUCACAAAGCUGCUGCAGGACUCGCCGCACGUCGCGCUCUCCGUGCGCGCGCUGCACCUCUCGCUCGACUCCGCGCUCGAGCGCGCGACGCUCCCCGCGGUCCUGCCGCGCCUGCACGAGAUCGAGAGCCUGACGCUGAACUUUGGCGGGGGCAUGUUCGAGAUGGACGAGGACACGCGCGAGAAGCUCCCCACGUACUUCCGCCUCGUCAAGCACCUCCGCAUCGAGAACGUCCGUUUCGACGGCACGGACCUCUUGCGCGUCCUCUGCGCAUGCCCGGAGCUUCGCGGGCUGACCCUCUGUGCUGUGCGCUGGCGGCGGUCUUCGUUGCUGCCGGCCUUCACGCCGGACUUGGCAGCAGUCGUGCCGCCGCGCCAGGUAGAGCUUGACGAGCUCACCCUGAGAAGCCCCCCGCCACAAGUAGUCGCGUGGCUUGUGAAGGGACCGUUCAGACUUGCUCUGCGCAACCUUGAGCUCAUGUGGGAUGGUGGUUCGGAUGCGAAGUAUGUCCCUAGUCUGUUCAGGGCCGGCGGGCAGUCCCUUCAGCACCUCUCGCUUGCAUUUCCAGGAUGGUUCUCGUUCAGAGACGCUGUGGACCUCUCCAACAACACCCGCCUGCGCACGCUCCACCUCUCGCACAUCCGGAUCGACGGCUCCCAACCACGGCUGCUCUACAUCCCCGACCCCGUCCCGCUCAAGACAUACGAGUGGGUGCCCGCGGCGCUCUCGCGGCUGCACUCCCUGCACCUCACCCAGAUACACUUUAGCAUCGAGCUCGUGAAGGGCGGCGACCUCAGCGUGCUCGACUGGGACGCGAUCGACGCGCACCUCGCGCGGCUCGCGCGCGAGGCGGGCGGGCUCGUUACGACGUUCCAUGUUGGGAACGCGGAGUAUUCGGGCAGAAGGUGUAAUGCGGUGGAUGCGGUGAUGUAUCGCUUGCCGAGGCUCAGGGAGGUCGAGGGCCGUGUGGGCGUGGUGUAUACGCAUUGGCCGAAGGUGGAGGAGUGCUGGUUUCCGUGA